This is a messenger RNA of Entrophospora sp. SA101, 1290 nucleotides long. Lineage: Eukaryota; Fungi; Glomeromycota; Glomeromycetes; Entrophosporales; Entrophosporaceae. The record is from the annotation of a GenBank genome assembly.
AUGACGUCCCAUAUUGGUCAAGAACCACCUGAUGAUUAUUUGGAUAAGGUUGUACAAUCAUGGGCAUUUGCUGAGGAACAUAUGACAGUUCUUGAAAAUGCAAAUGCAGGAGAUUUCGAUGAUGCAGUUAAGUGUACUAUCUUAAAAUCCAAGAUGGCUGGAAAAUAUGCUCCAGUACCAGCUAAUGACCCCUUUACUCAUGGUAAUCCUGCUAUUAAUUCUCCAGCAACUUUACGGCAUGAUAAAUCAGAAUUAGCUUUGGUACCCACUACUUCCCUUCAGCCUACACAAUCCCAGAAAACACAAGUUCUACAGUCUCGGCAAAAACAAUCUGAUAAUAUUGAUUACCCUAGAGUACCAGAUAAAUAUAUGCCAGAAAGACCACCAGACAGAUAUGGUGUAUAUUCUGAAAAAUUUAUCCAUGCGAAUCUUAUAAACCCAACUCCUACAUCUAAUCAAGUUAUAGAAUCUGUAGCGAAAGAUGUUUACGAAAAAGUAAUGGAUAAAAUUUCCUCUUUUCUACCCAAGAAGAAAAAUAAUACUCCUAAUAAUGAUGAUAUGGAUGAAAUUACUAAGGGUAUGUCAGAAUUAUCAAUAAAUAAGGCUAUAGCCAAAGGUAUAUCACAGGGAAUAAAAGCGGUACAUGAUAAUAAUGUAUCAUCUCAGCAUAGAUGUUCGAAUUGUUAUAGUCUUGGACAUAAUUCUCGCAAGUGUCCAUAUCCUCGAAAAAGGAACAGAAAAAAUAGAAAGAGUAGAUCCAAAAAGAGAGGCAGUGUUAAUAAGUGGAAGGGUAAACCGGAGAAAUCAUUAUCUAAAAAGUCUGGUUCAAAGAAGAGACAGAGUCUCAAAUCUCCGAUUCAACGUUCUUCACAAAAAAUACAAAAGAAUUCAGAAUCUCUUAGAACUACCCGAAAUGUAGCAGUAGACUUUAUUCCAGGUUGUACUAUAUGUUCCGAUUUUGCGGUAGUUAAAUAUCCCAAACCCAUGCUAAUUUUGCCAAAUACUCUCCUAGAUAAAUAUGAUUAUGAUUUGCUCACAUCAAAACGAGAAUUAAAACUCGUAUGUAACGGUAAAGAGUAUUUUAUUCCAAUAAACAUGCAUAAGGUCAAGAGCAAGCUUGAAGUAAAUUGCGCUACUGCAACUCGGGAUGAUAAGUCUUUGGUAUCCGAUCAAAUUUCUCAAGAGGUCGAUAGUAAUGAGGGGGAUAAUGAACCAUUGGAGGAGGAAUGGCACGCUCCUAUGGAUUUUAGCUUAGAAUCUACCAAUUCGACUUUAAAAAAAAAUGCGUAA